GCGCCCGGAAGGCUGAGGACGCUACACCGGAAGUGUCUUAGGGGAGCGGGAGCCGCACCGCCCAGGCCUCACAGUUAUGGGCCGCAACAAGAAGAAGAAGCGAGACGGCGACAACCGGCGGCCGCGGCUCGUUCUCAGCUUCGACGAGGAGAAGCGGCGGGAGUACCUGACAGGCUUCCACAAGCGGAAGGUGGAGCGGAAAAAGGCAGCCAUAGAGGAGAUCAAGCAGCGGCUCAAGAAGGAGCAGAAGAAGCUCCGGGAGGAGCGCCACCAAGAAUACCUGAAAAUGCUGGCAGAGAGAGAGGAGGCACUGGAGGAGGCGGACGAACUGGACCGGCUGGUGACGGCAAAGACAGAGUCAGUGCAGUAUGACCACCCCAACCACACAGUCACCGUGACCACCAUCAGUGACCUGGACCUCUCAGGGGCCCGGCUGCUCGGACUGCCCCCGUCUGAUCAAGGGGCCGGGCCUGGGUCUGAGGAGGAGGUGUCGUCCAUGGAGAAGCCGACCAAAGCCUUACCCAGGAAGUCCAGAGAGCCCCUGCUGUCCCAGCGGAUCUCCUCUCUCACGGCGUCACUGCAUGCACACAACCGCAAAAAGGCCAAGAAGAAACAUCCUCGACGAGCCCAGGACUCCACCAAGAAGCCCCCGAGUGCCACCCGUACCAGCAAGACCCAGCGCCGCCGGCUGACCGGCAAAGCCCGGCACAGCGGAGAGUGAGCCCGAGAACCAGGCCAGGCCCCAGCCUGGGCUGCAAGGAUCUGUCCCACCUCUGCUUGGCUGUCCCCGUAACCCAGCCUGCACUGACACCCAGAAGAAGCGGGCAGCUGAGAACUGGCCUCCCUCAGGAGGAACCUUCUGAGCCACAUUUGGAGCAUCUUCCUAAAUGUAUACCCCACUGGGCCUUCUCAGAUUUUUGAAACUGAGUGCACUGUGGUUUGUCCUUGGCCCCAGUGCCAUGCACCAAGGGUAGGCUGCUGGGGUGGUGGGCAUGGUCAGAGAUUGGGUCCACCCUCACCCUCCAGCGCUUUUCCCUGUGGGUGUGAAGAGGCAGCGUCAGGUCUAGGCCCCCUGACCAGGGGUGCAGACCAGCGUAACCACUGCUGGAAUCCAGAGUCCACCUGCUGCUCUGGAAAGCGGGCAGCUGGGGGGUGAGCAGUGCCAGGCUUGCCCUUUACUAGCUGAGACUUGCAGUCUGUCCCUUCUCCUUGGUCUUCGUCUCCUCAGCUGAAAUUGAAAUGGUGGGAGCAGAUGACUCUUGGAGCAUCCCCCACCCCCAAACAGGCAGCUUCUCAGGCUCCAGGAGUGAAUAACCUUUUUAAAGAAAAUGCAUCUUGUCUGAAAGUGUGGCCCUUUGCGAGCAGACCCCUUGGGAGUCCAGCUGGUGUUCUACAAGGCUUCACACUCCUUCCAGGCCUUCAGACUUGGCCUCCGAGCUGAUGAAAGCCGCCCUUGUUCCUGCUUGUUAGCGACCCCCUCACAUGCUCUGCUGUUCCCCUGACCAAGCAGGUAGAGGAAGCCAGAGCACUGUCUGGAGCAUCGUUGACUCCCCCCUAACCACUUACUGGUGAUUCUGAGCUGGGGCACAGGGGUUUUGUGUUGCAAACACUAGGACUGAAAGGGGAGUGAGAUGUGCUCUCAUCCCCAGUGAAGUUCAUGACUAGUGAGAGAUGGUCACGGUGACAGGAGAGCUGUGAUGGGAGCACAGCUGCAGGGUCUGUGGUCUUGGGAUAUAGGAGACGCCUGGAGGAGAGGGAGUUGAAGUCUGUGGGGCAGGCCUUCCCGCUACUCCUCCCAGGGAAGGCAUUCCAGGAGCAGCUGCACCUCACCAUUGGGCAGGCUCAGGAACAGUGGCUCUGUUAGGCUGCACCUGGGGGUGGGCAGGUGCUUUCCCAUGUCGCCAUCAACACCUCUCUGGUGAUAUCUGAUGCAGUUCUGAAGGCCACACCUGGGCAUGGGAACGCGCAGUUCAGGGCUUCUGGCCAGGAGGCCUCGUGACCGGCUUCUCGGCUCCUUCCACCCGCUCCUCUUGUUGCCUCUGGUUGUCCCCUCCUGUGCUUGGGUCAGGUGACUCAGUCCACGUGGUUGCCUCCGUCCAGGGCAGAGCCUGCUACCAGGCUCAGGGCUGUUCUGGUGCUCAACCCAAGAUAGCGGAAUGUGACCCCAGCCCUCACAGGCCCCGUGAGCAGGAACAGCUAGGCCUGGGGCAUCAGGGGACGGCAGAGUGUGGAUUUGAAUAUGGGCCCUGCCACUUGACCACUGUCUGAGCUCCUCACCCUGCUAACCUCCCUGGGUCUGUUCCCAUGUGUUGGAUGAUAGGAGACACCUACCUCCUAGUGCUGCCCUAAGGCUAAAAUGAGACCUGUGUGUGGACCAGUCCUCAGCACUGUGUUCUCCGAUGCGCCUUCAGUGCAUGUGCAGUUGCUGCUGACUGCUGAGGCAUCUGACCUGGGUCUCUUCCCAUCCCCAGUGACAUGGGGUCAUGUAUAACUUGUACCUACAACGGGUGAAGUUGGUUAGUAUUAUCGCUCUUAUGCGUGCCCCUGGUUCCUCCAGCAGACCCAGGACAUUGAGGCCGUGGCUGUGCUGGUCCUAGUGUCAGCUGUGGUGCAGUCAACCCUCUGGAGAACUGGUCUCCCAGGAGCGCCUCUCGCCAUGCCUACCUUUGGUUCUUUACUCCUGCUGCCCCCCAUCUCCUGGGCCCUGUGGGUUGAGGCCUCUAGCAGCUUUGUCAAGUCAUGAGUCUCUAAAGCGGUCAGUAAAAGCAAGCCUGGCCGCUUUGGAUCACUACUGUGCAAGGUGACCACAGGCUGGAGCCAGCCCUGAUGACCCUUCUAGAGACUCAUGCCUUCCUGUCCCUGCUCCAUUGGGCCACACUCCCCUGCAUCUAUGUUGCCUGCCAAGAACAUGUGAUUCUCCACCAGGCCUGUGGGCAAAGAGAGCUGGGAUGAGCAUUUCCACUUGGCUGAGAGGAAGCUGAGGCUCAGUGGGGUAUAGCGGGAACAGAACCUAUCCAGCUUCCUCAGAUCUCUGAGGAGGGGUGUCCCAGCCACAGGAAAUGGCAUGAGCAAAAGUGGAGAUAAGCAGAAUUCAGAGAAUACAAAGGGGGAUGUGAGGCUGGGACUAAAUGGUGAUGCUUCCUUGGCUGCCACCACUACACCCUUAGCCCUGAGCCAUUCCACAGAGGGGGGCAACCAGGCAGCUCCAGAGCUGGGAAGAGAGCUCAGCACAACCCACCAACCUGCCCCUGACUCUCCUCUCUCCCUUCUUUCCACUCCAACCUCUGCAUCUGUCCUCUCAGCUGAAAACUCUCUUCCCAGGUCCUGCAUGCUCACUGCCCCAUCUUCUCCAGGUCUUCGCUCAAAUGUCACCUUUCUCAGUGCGGCCUUCCCUGACCAUGCCAGCCACGUCCACCCCCUCCCUGCUUCAUUUUUCUCCUUUGUGCUCAUCACCGGCCAGCACACUCCACAUAUUGCUUAUCUAUCUAGUUUGUGGUCUGUUUGUCUCCACUGAAGUAUAAGCAUUACGAAAGCAGGAGAUUUGAUCUUUUGCUCACUGAUAUAUCCUCAGUACACACAACUGACAAAGGUAGGGGCUUCAUAAGUAUUUAAUGAAUUUGUCAGGAGGGCCACUGUGAGUUGGCUUCAAGUUUUACUGAUGGGUGGGAGCUAGAGGGCUGGCAUCAUAUCCGAGCUUCAAACUCAAACUGAGUGCCUACCCCACCGUAGGCUCAGAGAGGUCAAGGAACUUUCUCACAAUCACACAGCCAGGGAGUGCCAGAGCCAGACAUUGAACACAAGUCUCACUAUUCCCUGUUUUGCUUACGGUAAUUGGGACCAAGCAGAAAGCCCAUUAUUCUUGUUAUGAAGCUGUAUCUUCGCCUGUUCCAUCCUGGGCCACAAUGACCUGUUCAGAGGCUGUCUCUCCCACUGGGCAGUGGGCUCCUCGUCUCAGAAUGAGCCACAUUUUGUUCAUGGUACCAUCUCCCCAGUACCCAGCUCAGCAUGCUAGGCCCGUACAUAUGGAUGUCUGGAUUGUGAGGAUGCUCUGUGGACCACGGUAGAGGCAGACAUCCAGGGCUUUAGUCAUGCCUCUGCCACUGUGUGACACUGCAAAGUUAGUUAAUUUCUCUGAUCUUCAGUUGCUAUGAAAUGAAGAUCUUUGUACUUAAUCCUUCACAUUGUUAUGUCUUCAUAACUGUGGAGAUUUGGACCAGUAGCUGCCACAUGGUGCAGAAUAAAACUUAGCCUUUUAAAUGUUUUUAUUAAUUUUAGAGAGAGAGAGGAAGGGGGGGAGAAAGAGAGAGAGAGAGAGAGAGAGAGAGAGAGAGAAACAUCGAUUGGUUGCUUCCUGCAAGCACUCACACCCUACCUGGGAUCAAACUCACAACCUGGACAUGUAUGCUGACUGGGAAGUGAACGGGCGACCUUUCAGACCAACUGAGCCACACUGGCUAGAGCAAAAUGUUAGACUUUUUAUUUUGUUAAAUGUGUUUUAUUGAUUUCAGAGAGGAAGAGAGAGAGAGAUAGCAACAUCAAUGAUGAGAGGAUCAUUGAUAGCUGGGGUGAUCGAGCCCACAACCCGGGACGGGAAUCAAACCCAGGACCCUUCAGUCCCCAGGCUGACGCUUUAUCACUGAGCCAAACCAGGCGGGGUGAAAAUGUUAGACUUUUUAAAAGGUGAGAGCUGUGCAUGUGAGUGAACGUCGCAGUAGUGGAAAUGUGCAAAUAGAGGUUGAAAACCCUUGGGUAUUUAAUUUUAUCCUCACAGGUAAUAUUGCUAGCCCCAUUUUAUAAAUUAGAAAACUGAGGCACAGAGAAGUUAAGACUCUAGCCCAAGGUCUAGGCAGAAACCAGGUUAGCGGACUGUAAGGGCAACGAACCAAAGGGGAAGAUCAGAAGGAGCCAUGGAGGAUGCAGACCUGGUUGCUCAGGCUUAACGUGCAGUGGGUCCCGCGCUCAGAGGCAUCUGGCACCGCCCGCCUCCGCCCCGCCCCUUGUCCUCGGAUUGUCCAAUCGCACAGUCUUCAUGUAAAUAAAGAACCUAGAGAGAGCCUAUGAGAGGGCGGCAGAGGCGUGGUCUUCAUCCUCCUCCCGGGCAAUGUUCUGAUUCAUUGUUAAAAUAAAGAGGCUGUGACCUCCGUGCCCAA
Molecule: messenger RNA, 5150 nt
Organism: Myotis daubentonii (Daubenton's bat)
Lineage: Eukaryota; Metazoa; Chordata; Mammalia; Chiroptera; Vespertilionidae
Gene: NOL12
Product: nucleolar protein 12
Cellular component (GO): nucleolus
Molecular function (GO): rRNA binding
Source: RefSeq, a predicted model, not a curated record